UAUUUAGAGAAUUUGAGACCCACCUUUGCGUCGAGCUUCGCGUUUUUGUUUACAUCUCAGUUUACAUUCUACAAGCCGUUCAAGUUGAGCAAGAUGGUUGACAUCCUGGGACUCUUGUUCGCCUGUCUCUUCCUGAUGGCCACCUUUGGGCUGAGUGUCCUGCUACUAGCCACGGUGAGGUGGCGAGGACAGACUGGACAGGGCCUAGUGCAAGUAGUCGUAUUGGGAGAUGCCGGGAGAUCACCACGCAUGCUCUACCACUGCCUCUCUCUAGUACAGCUCAGCUACACCAUCGACCUCAUCGGAUAUGGAGGUUCCCCCCUCAUCCGUGAGCUACGAGAGAGUGGGCGUCUCACCCACACAGUGCUCUGGUCACCACCCGCACUACUGGACGGUCUCCCCCGGAUCCUCCGAUAUGCUCUGAAGGCACUCUAUCAAACAAUGAGCUUGCUCUGGGCUGUGCUUAUUGCUACCAAGAAACCAAGCCAUGUCCUAGUACAGACACCCCCUGCAAUCCCUACACUGGCUGUGAUGGUGCUAGCGUGUGCUAUCAGAGGCAGUAAACUGAUUGUAGACUACCACAACUAUGGCCACACCAUUCUGGCCCUGAGUCUGGGCCGGAAACACACUCUCGUUUUACUAGCUAAAUGGUAUGAGAAACUAACGGCUGGUUUCUCCUUUGCCAACCUGUGUGUGUCAGAGGCUAUGAAGAAAGACAUGCGACGCAGCCUCGGAGUUAGGUCUAUAGUGUUGUAUGACCGACCUCCAGCUAGGUUUCAUCAGGCUACUGUAGAACAGAGGCAUCAGUUGUUUCUACGUCUGUCUGAGAGUGAGGCGGUGUUCCGUGGGGAGGGAGGGGGUACAAGGUUCACUCGAGAGGUUAAUGGGGGCGUGGCAGUCCUCCGAAGGGACCGUCCCUUCUUCCUUAUCAGCUCCACCUCAUGGACAGAGGAUGAAGACUUUGGCAUACUCUUACAGGCCUUGGAGAUAUAUGAGGGAAAAUGCUCUCAAGUGCCAGACGGAAGUUUACCACACAUCUUGUGUGUCAUCACAGGCAAGGGGCCUCUGAGGGAGCAUUACGAGCAAUGCAUUGCUAAGAAGAACUUUUCUCAUGUCACCAUCAAGACCAUCUGGCUCUCUGCAGAGGACUACCCACUUAUGUUGGGUUCUGCUGACCUUGGUGUCUGUCUGCACAAGUCCUCCUCUGGCCUUGACCUACCUAUGAAGGUGGUGGACAUGUUUGGUAGCGGCCUCCCCGUGUGUGCCAUCAACUUCAACUGUCUUCAUGAGCUACUGAGACAUCAUCACAAUGGACUGGUGUUCAAUGAUCAUCAGGAACUGGCUGAGCAAUUACAGACUCUGAGUACAGGGUUCCCCGAUCAAUGCAAUCAGUUGGUCCGUUACCGUGAGAACCUUUCAUCCUUCCAGAGCCUUCGUUGGGACCAUUACUGGAAGCUCCAUGUCCUCCCACUCAUUGCACCCCAGUCUUGACCUCUGAACCCUCUAAUGAUAUCUCCCUGAACUCAAUCUAUAAUUCACAACAAUCUGUUGUACAUUGUACAUAUAACGACGAUUAGUAUUUUUUGUUUGAUGGCUUUAUGCUAAUUUCCAUGGCUAAUUAAUUUGUUGUUCACUUAA
Messenger RNA from Halichondria panicea, 1638 nucleotides. Its product is annotated as chitobiosyldiphosphodolichol beta-mannosyltransferase-like. Gene Ontology annotation, cellular component: endoplasmic reticulum. The record is from RefSeq and is a predicted model, not a curated record. Gene Ontology annotation, molecular function: mannosyltransferase activity. The coding region runs from base 94 to 1491 and encodes 465 amino acids. The transcript has 12 exons. Lineage: Eukaryota; Metazoa; Porifera; Demospongiae; Suberitida; Halichondriidae.